This is a messenger RNA of Cydia pomonella (codling moth), 6560 nucleotides long. RefSeq lists its product as uncharacterized. Gene Ontology annotation, biological process: lipid transport. The record is from RefSeq and is a predicted model, not a curated record. Lineage: Eukaryota; Metazoa; Arthropoda; Insecta; Lepidoptera; Tortricidae. Bases 99 to 4166 code for a protein of 1355 amino acids. Gene Ontology annotation, molecular function: lipid carrier activity. The transcript is spliced from 30 exons.
CAAGCUUCGUCGUCUCAUUCGUUCGUGCGUCGUGUUCGCUCAAAGUAUUAAUAAUUAAUAUUAUUAUUGUUUAACAACUCAUAGGAAAGUGAAAGCCGAUGAACAUGAUGAAUAUAACUUUAAGAAGUUUAGUACUAUUUAUAGCUAUACCUUCGGCCACGGCUUCUCUCCACCAACUUUUCCCAGUAGAAGACCAUGAAUACCAGUACGAGCUGAAAACCAACGUGUCUUCCGGACCUCUCACUCCUCAGGAGUGCUCGUUCUGGACCCUGGAAGCGCGGCUGCUGGUCACGGUGUAUGAUAACUUCACCAGGGUCAGAUAUAAGCUGGAAGAGCUGAAGACAUCCGUGUACAGUAAGAACCAGGGUUACUCCUCGUACCAGUCGGCAGAGGCCGCGAGGCAACUUGGACAGCCCUGGGAAGUCGAUUACCUGAACAAUGGGAUUAUCAGCAGCGUCUACGUCAGUCCGGAACCUAUUUGGUCUCAUAAUAUGAAAAGGGCUCUGGCACUCAAUUUUCAACUCAGCAACGACUCAUAUAAAGAACCCUGUCUCUACGAAACCUGUGUAGCGGUAUACAUUAAUCAAGGACGCACCAUCCGGAAAUACACGAACUCGCAGCUGCUCGGCGCCUCAGCUGAGCGGUCAUGGAGCUCCGUCAACGUAGUAGGAAACCCUGAAUACGAUGACCUUGUUGGAGUUCCAGACGCUAUCGCCACAGCAGAAAGAGUGUACCAGUUCAACGAAGCUGGUCUCGAGAGCUUGGAGAUGAAAGGCACUUCCGAGUACAAAGUGCAGGAGCACAUUCUGUCAGUAGCUUCUGAGUUGUCUCUAAACUUCGUGUCAAAACAGAAGAGGCAACAGAUAGACAAGCUGAACGUAACGCGAACGUCCGUCCAGUACGUGUCGCAAGGGUUCAGUGACCCUUCUGGUGGCAUUAAUAAUCUGACCCAGCAUGACCUAAGGCAUAAAGCUUAUCAGAUACUGUUGAAGAUAGCGAGGAAAGGCAUAGACGCAAACAACAUAGUGAGGAAUGCUACUCUGAUACACAGCCUUGACUUUAUUGAUUUGCUAAAUACCAUGACUCAACUGGAAUACGCAUCGCUCAGCAAGCUCUUCGACGACAUGGUGCUAGGCACCAGCUACGACGUCGAAACGUCGAGGAACAUCUUCCUGGAGGUGCUGCCGCAAGUGCGGACGCAUGCGUGUGCGCUGCUAGUCAAAUAUCUCGUCACGGAGCAGAAGGAGAAAAUCGAAGACGCCACUAUCCUCUCCCUGAUCCGAAAACUACCCUUCAACGUGGCUAACUACUCCACCAGCCUCCUCGAAGACUUGGAAGUGUUUACCAAACUUGGCCUGGACUUCUCCAGGGAGAUCCGUCACGCCGCCAUAUUGAGCUUCGCGAUCCUUGCACAUAAAACUAGAAGAGCAUUGGAACAGGAGAAGCAAGAUUUGUUUGACAAUAUUGUUGUGAAGUACUUCAGGAUGUAUAGCGACUGUCCACAAUACAUCGACCGCAUGGUAUGGCUUCAAGGCCUCUGCAACCUGGGUUACUCGGCAGACUCAUACACUAGAACCGUGUACAUGGCCAAGAAGAGCAACAGGCACGAACGUCUCUGGGCUGCUUUGGCUGAUGGGAGUUCGCGUCCGCCACCGGCGUAUGGAUAUGGUCGCAAUGUUAAUGAUUAUUCGGUACUACAAUCAUCUCUACCAAUAAUAAUGGACGACACAGAACACAUACAACUGAGAAUCGCGGCAUUACACGCACUGCUCCGCUCCGACAUACGCGCCAGCGAUUUUAUAUAUAUACACAACUACAUCAAGAAUUCUAAUAACAAUCAGUUGAAACGUUUUUGGUAUACUACAGUGAAAAGUCUGGAGAAAUGUAAGCUGUACAACGAAUAUAAAGCUGCGUCGUACUACGUGCCUUUCGUCGCGAGUCAGGUUUCGAACCCGGACUCUACGUACUGGGCCACCAAUAACUACAUCGUCAGCACGAAGGAUGACGAGGUGGCUGCUGCUUUACAGUUCAUGAGCGUCGGAGAUCCAACGAACGCGCUGCCAGCAUUCGCGGCUGUCAAACUGUCAACGGGCGGGCGGCGACCACAUCACAUAGCGGUAUACGUCAUAGCAGAAGGGGUAACGACGAACAUGUUUAAGAAAAUCCAUACAAUAAACGAGAAGGAGUUGAAAAUUGAGAAACUAGUGGAGGUUCUGAGGUCGUUUAAAGUGCCUUCAACGCCGCCAGAGGAGGUCCAUAUUGACAUAGUAAUCAAGAUCCACGACAAAACGGUCUACGCGUCGCAUGUCAACCAAUCACGAUUCGACUCUUGGAACGGAGAGGAAAUAACAAAAUCAAUAGAGGACUUCCUCCGCUUCGGAAGCCACAUCAACCAGCAGAUAGUCUACUAUCCCUUCCAAAUGGACGUCAGCAUACCUACUGAACUAGGUACUCCUAUUCGUCUUCAGUCAACAAUAAUAUCGUUUACCUCAAUUAGAGGUAACUUGACUGCGCCUUCUUCUCAAGACCUGACGUGGAGGAAUGAUUUACACAUAAGAUAUCAAGCAACAGCAGUAAGCGCCAUCAGAACAAACGGGCCGCUCCUGUCUUCGGAGCAUGAAGCGUUACUGCAGAGAUCCUUAGUGGCCCAUCUGCCUAUCCGCUGUGAUGUCACUAUCUCACCCAUCAAUAAGUCAUUCCAAUUAAAAUGGCCGAACCCCGGCGGGCAGUAUGGCGGCGUGGCGAUGCACUCGAGACUUCAAGUCAUCAUGACCUCCAAGAAUGGAAGAGACGCGUAUACUGUCACGGACCGGAGUAAUGACCAAAAGGUGGACGAUACGGGCGUUUUUUUCGAUUGCGAGCGACCGACGACGGGGACAGAGGUUAUGGAGAAGUUAUUCGCAACAAAAACCAACAGCUUUGAUUUCCUAGCAACACUCCAGCCCUCCCUAAUUCUUCUAAAUGUUCUAGUCCUUAUAACCACCCCCCCUUCCGGCUCCUGCGGCGCGCUCCUCCCCCCUCGACCUUUAAGACCUGGAGCCUCGGUGCUGGAGCUGGGGCUAAAGUUGGAGCAGCUGGAGAUUGACGUCGAUGACCGCGUUAAGGUCAAGGUGCAGCACGCUUUGGAUUUCAAAGAAGAUAAGCCUAACGGUGAGGUGUACCUAGAGGUCGCUGGUUAUACUCAACUAGAAAGCGUGGGCAGCAACGUGACCGUGGAUAUCUUGGUGGCUGGUCGUCGGCCAUACACAGCCGACAGUCAGAAAAACUGGAAGGUUUGCAUCCACCUCCACGAUAUGUCCCAUGUCACUCCAGACCAGGACCUGUCAUCAACCCCAGCAGCCUACGAAGGUCACAUGCUGAUGACUUUCAACAACGACUUGGCCUUGACCUGCCCAGCCACUUCUGGAGGGCAUCUGAGGAUGGACUAUGUUGGGAGGCCGGUGUUUGUGGGUGGGAGGCUGGAGAGAUAUUUGAAGGUCAUGGUGACUGGUGAUAAGUUGCCUAAGCUCAGUACGCUAGAUUUGAGCACAGAAACGGAACAGCUACUGGGCAGUCUUCAUCGGCAGCUUUUGAACCUAACUGCUAUUGUCACGGAAAAAAACGGCUUGGCAUUUGUAACAUUAAACAACGAAGCUGUGAUGCAGUUCCCCUCAAAUAACUUCGCCUGGCUGCUAGACAGCUGGACCCACAUGCAGAUUAUGAAGAAGCUGGGGAUCUACCGUGAAUGCCGGCUGGAAGAGUCAAUCGUAGACACGCUGUCAGGUGGUAAAGACCCGCUACCAUCAGCGGCUUGCUACGAGAUCCUGGUGCUCGCUGACUGCACCAGCGCUCCCAGAUACGCCAUCUUCCACCAACGCCACAACACCAUCGACAGCUAUCGUCUGUACACCGGCGGCAACUUUGUCACCGUCGCCAGUAGCGGCGGCGACAUUAAAGUCACCAUCAAUGAUGACACGGCGUGCGCUGCCGACUGCCGGUACCCUCCGCAAGAGCCUUUCUACGACUUCAAAGUAACUCGUCUCGGCGACACAGUGAAGAUACUCUCCCGUCUCAGCGGAGUCCAGCUUCACUACAAGUACAACGAGACCGUAGUUCUCGUACCGAGUCUCGCGCUCUCCGCCAGUUGUGGUGUGUGCGGGGGGCAGCGGUACUAUACGGAGUGUUAACACAGCCCUAUAUAUGUUACAUUACAAGUUAAACGAGACCGUGGUUCUCGUGCCGAGUCUCGUGCUCUCUGCCAGUUGUGGUGUGUGCGGGGGGCAGUGGUACUAUAUGGAGUAUAACACAGCCCUAUAUAUGUAACAUAACAAGUAAAGCGAGACCGUGGUUCUCGUGCCGAGUCUCGCGCUCUCCGUCAGUUGUGGUCUGUGCGUCGGGCAACGGUACUAUACGGAGUGUUAAUAUAGCCCUAUAUAUGUUACAAACAAACAUUUAUUCAGCAUUUAGGCCGCAGGGGCACUAUUACAUGUCAAUUUUUUGCAAUAAAUAACAAAAUACAAUUAAUAUUAUGGAAUCAAUUAAAUAUUAGAUACUUUAUUACAGAUGUAUACAGUCUCUAAUUGUCAAAUUACACAAAAAAUAUGAUAAAAAAUACAAACAACAAAUACAAAAAUUCUUUAGAAGUGUAAAAGUCUCUAAGUGACCGAGAUAAAAUAUAAUUAAAAAAAAAAUACCAUUAAAAUAUCCUUAGAGAUGUGAAGGGUCUCCAAAGAUAGAAUUCUUAUAUAAAUAAUUAAAAGACAUGAAAUUAACAAACAGACAAGAACCGAAUGAAGUGUCUCACGUUAAUGCCACUCAAAAGUAAAGUUACGUACUUAUAAUAUAACAAGUAGCCCUUGUAAGCUUAAACAGACCUGUCUCCACAAACAGCACCCGUUCACUAGUAUGACGUAUCUCAGCCAUCAACCGCUCGGUGUACUUGUAUACAUUAGAAGUAAACCGAGACCGUAGUUCUCUUUACGAAUCUCGCGCGUUUUAUUAACUGUCGGGCGUGGGGGACAACGGUACUACACUGAAUGUAAAUACAGCUUACACGUAAACUACACCACAAGUAAAUCGAGACUGUAGUUCUCGUGUCAGUCUCGCGUCGCGUUGUCAACUAGCUAAGUUCUAUCGAGCGAGUACAGCGAAGUGUGUGGAGGGCUACGCCGAAUUUAUUUAUUAUACCCAAUGUUGUUGUUGUAUGUUGUUCAAUGUUUCCUUUGUUCCCAAUGUUGCCUUUUGUACUAUAAGGUUUUCUUUUGUGCAAUAAAGAUUAAAUAAAUAAAUAAAUAAAUGAUAACAAAACACAAACCAAACAAGUACAGCGAGCCCAUGGACCUAGAAGCGAGACCGUAGUUCUCGUGCUAAAACUAGCUACCUCUUUAAUCCGGACGGGCAAAAAACCGGCCAAAAAUGGAACGGGGUUUCCGGAUUAUAGAUGCUAUUUUUUUAUAUACGGAUCAGAGCGGCGAGACGUGCGGGGGGCGGACGCCUCUAGUCGGCCGGCGGCCGUGCUGCGGUGCGCUCGCCGCGAUGUCGCCUUGCUGCCUUGUAUUGUGUGCGCGCUAUGAGUGCGUCAUCACAAAGCAUAUACAUCGUAAUAAAUACACUCACAUAAAUUACACCACAACUUCCGCGAGAUUUUAGUGCUAUAAAACAGAGACACUUUCUAGAUAGUAUUUUGUACAUUGACCAGCCUGUUGCUCACAGAAUAAGUACUAUCGUAUAGAAAAUAAACUUCCUACAAAUACGUUUGACAGCGAUUCAGGGACGAAUCAUGUCCCUUUCUAAUGCAUGGCACUAUCCCUUUCGGCUAUUUAGGGUUGUCAGAAUUCGUAUUGUGUGCGCGCUAUGAGCGCGUCAUCACAAAGCAUAUACAUCGUAAUAAAUACACUCACAUAAAUUACACCACAACUUCCGCGAGAUUUUAGUGCUAUAAAGCAGAGACGCUCUCCAGAUAGUAUUUUGUACAUUGACCAGCCUGUUGCUCACAGAUUAAGUAUUAGUACUAUUGUAUAGAAAAUAAACUUCCUACAAAUACGUUUGACAGCGAUUCAGGGACGAAUCAUGCCCCUUUCUAAAGCAUGGCACUAUCCGUUUCUGCUAUUUAGGGUUGUCAGAAUUAAAGUCAUUACCUUAUCUGUGGUUGUGCACGCAAAGGGACGUCAAGUUGUGCCAGCCCUAAUGAUUGCUCAGAGCAACGCAAGCGAACGGAGCCGAGGAUGCCCGAAAGGAUCAGUUUCGCUUCCCUGUCUCUAUUUCACACGCAUUAUGUCCCACCCAUGAUGCCGGUUGUCAAUAACACUGUGCGAGUUUGACAGCAAUAUAGUUAUGUGCGUGCAAAAGAGAUAGCAACAGAUGGGUCAAUGUCCGAAAAAAUCUUUAUCAUAUCGUCUUUAGUCUUGAGUUCUCAAUACAAUACAAUCUACGCUUAACAAUCGUAGUGAUAUUUUAAUUUAUUUUCAAUUAAUCUGAUUUCCAAUAUCACUCACGGUAAAUCGUAAUAUCUCACUUGCACUAAUUAAGUAUGUAUUAAGUAGGUAUAUUGUAUAUAAUAUUAAUAAAGUAUUUAAACACGA